CGACAAUCAAGAUCAACCCCCCCAGUUCUGCUGCGACUUUUUCCCCGUUGGACACAAUAAAGGCAGCUUGAGGACGUGUGCACUUCCAAGAAUCAUGGAGGGUCUCUUCUUCAACGUCAAGAGCGGCUACAUUGAAGGCAUUGCCCGAGGGUAUCGGAACAGUCUUUUGACCAGCCAACACUAUUCCAACUUGACCCAAUGCGAAUCGAUUGAUGAUGUCAAGCUCCAGCUCGCCCCCGCAUACGGCGACUUCCUCGCCGCUCUGCCCCCGAACCCGUCGACCUCCGCCCUGGCAGGCAAGAUGACCGACAAACUGGUAGCUGAAUUCCGUUAUCUCCUCGCGCAGGCCACGGGGUCGACGGAGAAGUUUCUGCGAUACCUGACCUACGGGUACAUGAUCGACAACAUCGCUCUGCUCAUCACCGGUACGCUGCACGAACGGGACACCCGUGAGCUCCUGGAGCGGUGCCAUCCACUAGGCUGGUUCGAGACCUUGCCGGUCCUCUGUGUCGCCACCAACAUCGAAGAGCUGUACAACUCCGUCCUGAUCGAGACACCCCUGGCCGGGUACUUCAAGGGCAGUCUGAGCCACCAGGACCUCGACGAGCUCAACAUCGAGAUCGUGCGCAACACCCUCUAUAAGAACUACCUCGAGGACUUCCAUCAAUUUGUCACCACACACCCCGAUUUCAAAGGCACCCCCACUCAGGAGGUCAUGUCGGAGAUCCUUCAGUUCGAGGCCGACCGCCGAGCGAUCAACAUCACACUCAACUCGUUCGGCACCGAGCUAUCAAAGCAGGAGCGGAGGAAGCUGUACCCGGAGUUCGGAAAGCUCUGGCCCGAGGGCUCGCUGAUGCUCUCGCGCGCGGAUGAUAUCGAGUCCGUCGCCCUCGCCGUGAGCAUCUCUGCAGACUACAAGGCGUUCUUCGAUGCCGUCGGCUUGACGCAGGGUGGCAGUGGUCUGGGAGGUAUGGGAAGCGCCUCGGACGGGAAGAGCUUAGAGGACUUGUUCUAUCAAAAGGAGAUGGAGAUGUGCAAGGUUGUGUUCACGCGGCAGUUCACGCCCGCUGUUGUAUAUGGAUGGAUGAGACUGAAGGAGCAGGAAAUCCGAAAUGUCACCUGGAUCGCCGAGUGCAUCGCGCAAAAUCAGAAAGAGAGGAUCGGGAACUUUAUCUCUGUUUUCUAGAUACCAUGUUCUUCCUUUUUAUAUCUUAGCCAUCUUGUUUAUUUAAAGCUCCUCAUUGAUCUUGUUCUCUGAUCUCCUGGUCCCUUGCUCGACUGUCUCCCUCAUCUUCCAUUCGCAAACUAAACAUAUUUCAUUCCCGGCUACGUCAGUUCGUGUAACAGUAACCCUGUGUUCUCUGCGCCAAAAAGGCGUCUCGGGCGUUUUUCUCUCGGUAUGCUUUCUCUCUUCCGCAAUUUCAGGUCCUAAGAGCGCGUUCGUGAUUACUAGCUUCUUUCGAACUUUCUCACUUAUCGUACUCCGGAGCUACAUUACUGUAUUUUGUUAUAAGAAAUUGCACGCAUUGAUAUUGGGACCGCAUGAAAAGAUAUAUGGGU
Molecule: messenger RNA, 1560 nt
Organism: Aspergillus saccharolyticus JOP 1030-1
Lineage: Eukaryota; Fungi; Ascomycota; Eurotiomycetes; Eurotiales; Aspergillaceae
Product: H(+)-transporting V0 sector ATPase subunit d
Exons: 4
Coding region: 95-1186 (363 amino acids)
Biological process (GO): vacuolar acidification; proton transmembrane transport; vacuolar transport
Cellular component (GO): proton-transporting V-type ATPase, V0 domain; fungal-type vacuole membrane; vacuolar proton-transporting V-type ATPase complex
Molecular function (GO): proton-transporting ATPase activity, rotational mechanism
Source: RefSeq, a predicted model, not a curated record